ACACUUCAAAAUACGAAGCGUCGUUUGAAGACCUGAGAUUGUGUUUGAGUGAAAAACAAUGAAGCAGCAGUGGAGAACGUUAUCAUCUGUUUCUGGACGCAGCGUGCGCGUCUCCGGCCGCGUGAGGCUGCGUGCGUCUGCUGCUCGGGCUGAAAACUCGAGCGCCACGUGCGGGUGCGCGCGGCAGGGGGCGCUGCGCACCGCGCCUUCAGCCCAGCGAGCUCCACGACCAUCUGCUCCUGCUCGACAAUAUUUUUAUAUUCAAAAUGAAACGCUGUUCUAACCUUUCCUCACACCGUCUGCUGUGGGAGCACCUCUGCUGUUUUCUCACAGUGUUGAUCUAAUUUGCAUUUAAGCACACACUCACACACACACAACAGGGACAGUGUGGAGGAAUUCACCCGCGGGCGAUAUCAGUCUUUUACCUAUCUGCCGCAUCUCUUUCACGCUAAGUUCACUGUCCGCCAACACCUUUGAAUGACAAUGGCUGGCCGGCCGGCUGGCGGCCUCUCAAUGAGCUGAAUAAAGUGUGAUCUCGAGGCAGCUGUUAAGACAACAUUGCAUAAAUCACGUUAAGAGACGACCUGGCUGCAGGAUUAAGGCUGCGGAGAGGGCUUUUGUGUUGGAACGUCUUGGUGCCAGCCUGGAGAUGAGGAGUGAAAAACUGGAGCUAUAGGUGUUCUUUUUUUCUUCUUUUUUUUUAGACAGACAGACAGUCUGGAGGCCUGAACAGGUAUAUGCAAAUCUAAAGGAAAGAGAGAGAGAGAGAGAGAAGAAGAAGAAGAAGAAGAAAAAAAAAACAAAACGUAGGGCACUGAGGUAUGCGUGCAUAGGCGCUCCUGGCUGAAGGCUGGGUUUCACCACGACUUCGCCCGGAGCGCAAGAAGGGGGGAAAGGCUGAGGAGCCAAUGAGGAGGCAGCAUCCAGCCCAGCUCUCUAUAACUCUGUGUCACAGAGGCUGAGCGAUGCCACAACAGAGUUUUCUGCAGCCGGGAGAGUUCCGCUGGACUAUAGGCUUUCCAAAUUGCGCUCACACACCACUUCUUUUACUGCGAUUUUUGUGUGUGUGUGCGUGCGUGUGUGUGUUGCUCCACAGCUCAAGAACCCACCCACUGUGGACUUUCUGUACUCUGGAGGGGCUGCUUCCCACCAUGAGCGCCGGACAGACGUACGAGAAGAAGAUUGCGUGUAUUCUGACCGAUCUGCCAGGAUCUAUGAGCUGCCACCCGAACUCCAAGGACUCCCCGACUCUGCCCGAGUCCUCGGUGACGGACAUGGGCUACUACAGCGGACAGACGGCGCACGGCCAGCACGAAUACUACCAGAGUCAGGCGUACGGACAGCCCAUGAACUCUUACCACCACCAGUUUAAUCUGAACGGAAUGGGAGCCGCCGGAGCGUACGCCACCAAAUCCGAAUACCCGUACACGAAUAGCUACCGACAGUUCGGACAUUACAACAGAGAUCACCUGCAGGCCUCGCCCCCCAGCUCAGUGAAAGAAGAGCCUGAGCCCGAGGUCCGCAUGGUGAAUGGAAAACCGAAAAAGAUCCGCAAGCCGAGGACGAUCUACUCCAGCUACCAGCUCGCUGCUCUGCAGAGGCGCUUCCAGAAGGCGCAGUACCUCGCGCUGCCGGAGAGAGCGGAGCUGGCGGCCCAGCUCGGCCUCACUCAGACACAGGUGAAGAUCUGGUUCCAGAACCGGAGAUCCAAGUUCAAGAAGCUGUACAAAAACGGCGAGGUCCCCCUGGAGCACAGCCCCAACGCCAGCGACUCCAUGGCCUGCAACUCCCCUCCCUCCCCCGCAGUGUGGGAGAACAGCACCCCUCAGAGCACCCCGAUCAGCAGACCUCAGGUCCCGCAGCCGACGCACAGCUCGUCGCCGCCCUACCUGGAGGAUUAUAACAACCACUGGUACCAGCAGGGAUCACACCUACAGCACCCGGGCACCGUGCACCACCCAGUCCCGCAGCAAAGCGUGGGAGCUGUUUAUUAACAAUGACUCGAGAGCAGAUUUAUCUCCUCUCUGUUUUUUUUUUUUAUUUCUCCAAGCGCGGUCUCGCCACAAUGACUCUGCAGAGCAAACAGUCGAGCGGACCGGGAGCUGGCCUGAAGCCCGAAGUGAAACAUUUUUUGGUUUCCUGGAUGAUCAAGAACGUUUCAGAACUUUUUUUUUUUCCAUUCACAAAGCUCAUAAGGGAUUUCUGAUCACUUGUGGCAGCAUAUUUAACGGACAUCUGGCGUGUUUUGUUUUUUUUUUUUUUAAAUUAUUUAUCGCUUCUCUUGUAUGCCCCCCCCCCCCAACUUCUUUUGUAAAUGAAUAUGCAAAGUUUUUUUUUUCUUGUCGUUGUUUUGUUUUUUAAACAAGUAGCAUAACCACGAACUGAUAAUUGACAAAACUGUGCAGUUGAUCCACAUCCAAAUCAUUCAUGUGAGUUUGUAGAGAGCGCGUCAAAAAAAAAAAA
This is a messenger RNA of Acanthopagrus latus (yellowfin seabream), 2463 nucleotides long. It is a transcript of the gene dlx3b, whose product is annotated as distal-less homeobox 3b. Lineage: Eukaryota; Metazoa; Chordata; Actinopteri; Spariformes; Sparidae. Gene Ontology annotation, biological process: regulation of transcription by RNA polymerase II; embryo development; epithelial cell differentiation. Gene Ontology annotation, molecular function: DNA-binding transcription factor activity, RNA polymerase II-specific; RNA polymerase II cis-regulatory region sequence-specific DNA binding. The record is from RefSeq and is a predicted model, not a curated record. The transcript has 3 exons. Bases 966 to 1994 code for a protein of 342 amino acids.